UAUAUUAGAAAAUUUCUGGUGAUAAAUUAGCAAAGAAAACUGCAAUUGAAGCAGAAGUAAAACAAGUACGUACGUAUCUAUUAAAAAUAAAUAAGCUGUGGUGGGGAAGGGAAAAUACGUAAGCAACAACAAGGAAGAGAUUACGUCCGAUUGUAUAGUAGGCGCUGAAGGCUGCCACGCUACAAGCUACAUACAAGAAAUAUAAAAAGCAAAAUUCCAAAAAAAACCAUAAAAGAGUUAUUUUCAUUCUUUUUUAAAACUGAAACGCACACGUACACGUUCACUAUAGAAAAAAAAUGGUGUUGUCAUUACCUGAACUAUUAUUGCUGGGAGGAGGAGAAAGGAAGUUGACAGCUUGCGUGUUACUAUUACUUUUGGAGUUAUUUUUGGAAGGUGCGGAGGUUGAAAGUAGUUCAGCUGACAUCGAAAAUCAUCUUGAAUUGGGUAAACGUUUUCUUGCAAACAAUCAAUUGAGUGAUGCUCUUACACAUUAUCAUGCUGCUGUUGAGGGCGAUCCCAGUAAUUAUUUGACACUUUUCAAGCGAGGAACUAUUUAUUUGGCUUUGGCCAAAACACGUUUCGCCAUACAGGAUUUCAGUCAAGUGUUAGAAUUGAAGCCAGAUUUCAUAGCCGCUCGUGUACAACGGGGCAGUGUUUACAUGAAAAGCGGUGAAUUUACUGAAGCGGCCCAAGAUUUUGAAUGUGUGCUUAAAUUGGAGCCUUACAAUGAGGUGGUAAUCGAAAGCCAGUCCCGAUUAGGUCCUGCACACGAACAAUGGGAAAUUGUUCAGGAGUUAUUGGAGCAAGGCGAUUACCGCAAUGCGAUUCCUUUGUUAACUCAAUUGCUGGAAAUUGCUCCAUGGUCAAUAAAAUUUCGACAAGCCCGUUCCGAUGCUUACAUCCUAACCGACGAUUUAUUGUCUGCUAUAUCCGAUUUACGUUCCGUCAAUAGACUUUCGCAGGACAGUACAGAAGGCUACUAUCAAUUGGCUAAACUAUUAUAUCGUGUUGGUCACGCUACUAAUGCUUUAAAAGAAAUUCGCGAGUGCCUAAGACUAGAUCCUGAGCAUAAAGACUGCUUUCCGUUCUACAAACGUCUACGAAAAGUUGAAAAAGGCUUAACGUCGGCGGAACAAUCACGAGACGAAAAACAAUACCAGCAAUGUAUUACCGCAGCCUUAACAGCUUUAAAGCACGAAAACGAUGAACCUAUGAUUAUCUUUGAAAUUAAACGUUUGCUAUGUACCUGUUAUACAAAGGACGAACAAUACACUAAGGCCUUAAGCCAUUGCAAAGACGCCUUAGUUAUCCUACGCGAUGCUCAAGUUUACUGUGAUCGAGGCGAUGCUUAUAUUGGGGCGGAAAUGUACGAUGAUGCCAUACAUGAUUUUCAAGAGGCUCUAAAUAUUGAUGAGAAUCUUCAGCGUGCCAAAGAGGGAUUAGAUAGAGCAAAGAAACAGCAAAAAAGAGCUGAACGUCGUGAUUAUUAUGCGAUAUUAGGUGUUAAACGUGAUGCGAGUAAACAAGAAAUUCAUAAAGCGUAUCGCAAAGCUGCACAAAAAUGGCAUCCAGAUAAUUUCCAAGGCGAUGAGAAAAAGGUCGCCGAAAAGAAAUUCAUUGAUAUAGCGGCGGCAAAAGAAGUACUAACGGAUCCGGAAAAACGACGACAAUUCGAUAACGGUCAAGAUCCUUUAGAUCCCGAGGGUCAGCAAGGUGGCUUCCAACAUGGUGGACAACCGUUUGCACAUUUCCACCACGGGUCACCGUUCCAGUUCAAAUUUCAUUUUAAUUAACCUCCCGAAGACUUUGCCAGUUAACUAAUAAUAUUUUAAUAUUUAGUCAAAAAUCUUUUUAAUAAGUAGGUAUAGAAUACCAAAAAGUAAUCUUUGUCUACUCACACACACACACACGCAAUCACAUACACUUCCUUUAUGUUUUAUAACUCCACUACUAUGAUGUAAAAUUCAAUUUAAAUAACUCUGGCGCAAGGAAAUUAAUGAAGUAUUGUGGAAAUAACCAUUAGUGCAUAUCUUCUCAGAAAUUUUUUUUAAUUUAAUAAUUUUUUUGUGCCAUCCUACUCUGACGGGCUCUCACUUUUAUUAUGUU
This is a messenger RNA of Glossina fuscipes, 2106 nucleotides long. RefSeq names its product dnaJ homolog subfamily C member 3 (gene P58IPK). The record is from RefSeq and is a predicted model, not a curated record. Gene Ontology annotation, biological process: protein folding in endoplasmic reticulum. Gene Ontology annotation, cellular component: endoplasmic reticulum. Lineage: Eukaryota; Metazoa; Arthropoda; Insecta; Diptera; Glossinidae. The transcript has 4 exons. Bases 297 to 1793 code for a protein of 498 amino acids. Gene Ontology annotation, molecular function: misfolded protein binding; protein-folding chaperone binding.